Molecule: messenger RNA, 1193 nt
Organism: Aspergillus costaricaensis CBS 115574
Lineage: Eukaryota; Fungi; Ascomycota; Eurotiomycetes; Eurotiales; Aspergillaceae
Product: TDT family transporter
Exons: 6
Coding region: 1-1167 (388 amino acids)
Biological process (GO): transmembrane transport; sulfite transmembrane transport
Cellular component (GO): plasma membrane
Molecular function (GO): sulfite transmembrane transporter activity
Source: RefSeq, a predicted model, not a curated record
AUGGUACAGGGUGAUUAUGAUAGUUCCGAGGUCGACUCGUUUGAUUUGGAACCCGCCGUUCGUUCCAUUUCCAGAUGGAGGGACGUGCUUGCCGUGUUCAGUCCAGCGUGGUUCACAGUUAAUAUGGGAACUGGAAUGGCCUCCAUCCUGCUCUACUUCAUCCCUUUCCACGCAAAGUGGCUUCACUAUCUUUCAAUCGUGCUUUUCUUGCUUAAUGUCGUCAUGUUCUGCAUGAUCUCAGUCAUAUCUAUCCUAAGGUACUUUUUUGUGCCGGGGAUUUGGCAGGCAACGGUCGCUGAUCCUAUGGUGGCUCCCUUUUUGGGUGCCAUACCCAUUGCUUUCGCAACUCUGAUCGAAAUGUGGGUAUUCAUAUGUGUUCCACUAUGGGGUGACUGGGCCAAAACGACAAUUUGGGCACUCUGGAUAGUUGAUGCAGUAGUUGCGGUCCUCCUAACAACGUCGCUUUCAUUCUUGCUUAUGUCCAAGUCCCGAAUUCGUUCUCUGGACAUGGUCACUGCCGUGCAGCUUCUUCCUAUUGCGUCCACGAUUAUUGCUUCAGGUGUUGGGGCUGAAGUUGCCGAAAUCCUGGUCUCUCGGGACCAGGCCAUUGGGACAAUCGUUGCAUGUUUUGUUCUUUGGGGGAUGUCAAUGCCGCUUGCACUGAUCGUUUUGGUGGUUUACUAUCAAAGACUAGCUUUAUACAAGCUCCCUGCGCGCGAAGUCAUCGUAAGCUGCCUUCUUCCUGUCGGCCCUCUGGGUUUUGGUUCCUAUAACUUAAUGUACAUGGGAAAGGUGACAUACGCGCUUUUUGCUGAUGCAGAACCGGCGAUUGCUAUCUCUGCAAAAUGUAUUCAAGUUGUCACGCUAAUGAUCGGUGUAAUCAUCUGGGGAUUUGGCCUCGUAUGGCUUAUCUUUGGCGUCACAUCGAUCUAUAUUACCUGGCCAUUCCCGUUCAACAUGGGGUGGUGGGGUUUCACAUUUCCUCUUGGGGUCUACGCUGCCAGCACAAUCCAGAUUGGCAAUGAGAUGCCGUCGCUAUUCUUCAAGGUACUAGGGACUAUAUACUCAGUUAUGGUCAUAAUUCUCUGGUGCAUAGUAUUUCUGGGGACUGUGCGAGGGAUUUGGAAACGAACGCUGUUUGCUACGCCUUCUACUGCCUCUCGAUAGGUUCGUUCUUAGAAUUUAUAUAUGAU